Molecule: messenger RNA, 1948 nt
Organism: Hylaeus volcanicus
Lineage: Eukaryota; Metazoa; Arthropoda; Insecta; Hymenoptera; Colletidae
Product: reticulocalbin-2
Exons: 5
Coding region: 305-1324 (339 amino acids)
Cellular component (GO): endoplasmic reticulum
Molecular function (GO): calcium ion binding
Source: RefSeq, a predicted model, not a curated record
GCACCCUAGAACAAAGUCAUGACUGCACAUACUGGUCGCGGCUAAAGCGGCUUCGCCCCGUUUUUUUUCGUCCUCCGCUUUUCACGCGACAAAACACGUUUGAUAUUCUGACACGUGCUUGCAUCGGUGACAUUCUUAAAGAAAAAAAAAACAUUUUCGAACAUUGAAAAUUGUAAAUUAAAUCCAGGAAAUCAUAAUCGGAAAUUCCCUUAAUCGCGACUUCCGAAUAAGGAACCGGUGUGUAUUAAAUCUUCCCAACAAAACACCAUGAUCGGUCAACUUUAAUAAUUUGACAGUUCCAAACAUGCUUCUUCAAAAACUAACGAUGUAUACACGUCGGACGCGUGUAAGAAUUCCUCUGUUAUUAGUUAUUACGAUUUUUGGGUUAUUCUCAUCAGGAAGUGCAGCAUCCGCGCAUAUACACACUCAUCAACACACCAAACCUAAUAGCAAUGAGAGGACAGAGGAUGGUGCAUUUAGUCCACGGGACAUGGACCACUAUGCAGGGGGAGAACACCAUCAGGAGUUUGAUCAUGAAGCUAUUCUCGGAAGUGUAAAAGAAGCAGAAGAAUUUGACAAACUUCCAAUGAAGGAAUCAAAAAGGCGUUUAGGGAUUUUAUUGACAAAAAUGGACUUAAACAAUGACACAUUUAUAGAGAGAAACGAACUAAAAGCUUGGAUUUUACGUUCAUUUAGCAUGCUUUCUACAGAGGAAUCUCAAGAUCGAUUAGAAGAAACUGAUGAAAAUGAAGAUGGUAAAAUCACCUGGAAUGAAAUUCUGCAAGACACGUAUGGCUCUGAUCCAGAAGAUUUGGCAGAGGAUUAUAAGAUUAUAAAUGAUGAUAAACAAACAUUUGAGGCUGCUGAUAUAGAUGGAAAUGGCUAUCUGGACAAAGAAGAGUUUAAAGCUUAUACUCAUCCUGAAGAGACACCUAGAAUGUUCCCACUUCUACUCAGGCAAGCUUUAGAUGACAAAGACACUGAUAAAGAUGGAUUUAUUAGUUUCCAAGAAUUUAUUGGGAAUAGAGCUAAGACAGAAAAUAAGGAAUGGUUGCUAAUAGAGAAAGACAAAUUUGAUUAUGAACAUGAUAAAAAUGGGGAUGGACGACUGGAUUCAGAUGAAAUACUUUCAUGGCUGGUACCUAGUAACGAAGAAAUAGCUGAUGAUGAAGUAGAUCAUCUAUUCGCAGCAUCCGAUGAUGAUCACGACAAUAGGUUGUCUUUCGAUGAAAUUUUAGAUCAUCACGAUGCUUUCGUAGGUAGUGAAGCCACCGAUUACGGGGAACAUUUACAAGAUAUUGAGCGUUUUCAAGACGAACUUUAAAAAUCAAUCGUUCAGAUGCAUUAGCUAAAUCUAUACCUCUUUUUCUAAUAUCUAAUUAACUUACAUUAAUGAAAAUAUUUUGAAUACUUCUAAAUACUGUUCUUUCAGCUCUUAUAUGUUUUGGUAUUCCUAUUUAUGCUGCAUUUAGAAUAUAUUUGUAUUAGCGUCAUUUAUAAUUGCACAAACAUAUUUGAAAUACUGAACAGAUAGUAUUUCUCAGUCUUCCAAUUUUUACAAGACUUUAGUGCCAUAGAAUUGACAUUUCUUAUUAUUAGUAAGAGUUACCAGUAUAAUAUCCUAUUCUCAUUAUUUAUUACGUGUAUAAUUAAUUGUAUGCACACUCCAAGCACCUGAUUCUUCUAUUCGUGUGAAAUUAUAAGAAGGAUCGUAUUAAACCGAAAUUGUGACUUAGCUAAAUAAUUUAAGUAAUUUAAUUUUACUUAUCGUUCAAUAUUUAAACGAGUGUGAUACAAAUUUGAAUAACAUGGAUAAUCAGAUCAUAUAUUCUCAGCCUUGCCGAUGUAAGAUUCACUUUUUGACACAAAUUUGUUUACUCUUCGAAUUAUGUAAUGAACGAUAUGUAAUAUAAUGAAUUUUUUAAAUAAAACGUACUAGCUAUCUUAA